AGAGAAAAUUGGUCGAUAUGAAACCAGAAAACAGGAUGGUUAGUUUGUUCAUUAAUUCAUUCCAAUAUUUGUUUAUUGAUACAUUUGUCGUCGACAUAUCGAUCCCACCUAAGGAAAAACAUGGAAUCACCGAAAUCACCGUCAAGAAAAUACUUCGAAGGUAACAUCUAUAUUCGAACACCUUUGGUCGAAUCGAUUGAACUUCGUAAAUAUUGUGCUGGCCGCCAGGUUUAUCUAAAAAUGGAAAAUUGUCAACCAUCUGGUAGUUUUAAAUUACGUGGGAUAUCCAAUCUUUGCAAAUAUGCUUUAUCGAAUGGAUACACUGAGGUAGUUUGUCCAUCCGGAGGUAAUGCAGGCUUAGCAACAGCAUAUGCAGCUAUGAAGCUAAACAUACCAUGUCAUAUAAUCGUUGGGCAGAAAACACCUAGUUUGAUUUGUGAUUCAGUUCGCGAAUAUGGAGCUACCGUAGAACGUUAUGGAACUGUUUGGGAACAGGCGAAUCAAUAUGCAAUUGAAACGACAAUCGAUUCGAAGUCAACAUUUUUGGUGCAUCCAUUUGAUCAUCAAGCCUUAUGGCAAGGGCAUUCGACCAUUGUUGAUGAAAUAGCCGAAGAUCUUGAUGGUGAGAUACCAUCGAUUAUCGUAACAUGUUGCGGAGGCGGUGGUCUUGUUUGCGGUAUUGUUCAAGGCAUUCGACGUCAAGGUUGGGAAAAAUGUACUAAAAUCUUGGCCAUGGAAACCGAGGGAACUCAUUCAUUUAAUAUAUGCGUCAAAAAUGGUGGACGUAGAACCCGACUAGAUAAAAUUACUUCGCUAGUCAGUUCUUUGGCUGCGAAUGAAGUUUGUGAACAAGUUGUGAAAUAUUUUCGUGAAAAUCAACCACAAAUUUUGUCACGUUUGAUUACCGAUGCUGAAGCAGCCAAAACUUGUAUUCAUUUUGCAAAUGAUCAUCGAUUUAUAAUUGGCCUAGCCUGUGCAACUUCGAUCGCUGCCAUUUAUACCGGAAUCGUCGAACGAAUCCUUACAAAAAAAGAAGAGCGUUAUGCUAAAAAAUGGUAUCCAGACAAACAAUUCUAUCAAGAAUUUGAAGAAGAAUGUUUUUUAGUUGAUCAUGAAUAUCGUGGAAAACUUUCAAGAAAUGUUACGAGAGACAAUCCUCAGAUGCGAUUUCGCAACAUUGUGAUUAAUUUUGGUCCUCAGCAUCCAGCAGCACACGGGGUAUUAAGAUUGGCUUUGGAACUUCGUGGGGAAUAUGUAGUUCGUGCUGAUCCACAUAUUGGUCUUCUUCAUCGAGGCACCGAAAAAUUAAUGGAAUAUAAAACCUAUACACAAGCUUUGCCAUAUAUGGAUCGGCUUGAUUAUGUAUCAAUGAUGACUAACGAACAAUGUUAUGCUUUGGCAAUCGAAAAAAUGCUGAAUAUUAGAGCACCUAAACGAGCACAAUAUAUUCGAGGUGCUCAUGCUCUUGAUGUUGGCGCAUUGACUCCAUUCUUUUGGCUAUUUGAAGAACGUGAAAAGUUGAUGGAGUUCUAUGAACGAGUAAGUGGUGCCCGAAUGCAUGCUGCAUAUGUUCGUCCUGGAGGAGUGUCUCAAGAUUUACCAAUUGGUCUUAUGGAUGAUAUUUACAAAUGGGCAUUGAAUUUUGUUCAACGCAUUGAUGAAAUAGAAGAUUUGCUUACCGAAAGUCGUAUCUGGAAAGAACGUACUGUUGAUAUUGGUAUUGUUUCGGCUGAAGAUGCUCUAAAUUUUGGCUUCAGUGGUGUCAUGUUAAGGGGUAGUGGAAUUAAAUGGGAUCUUCGUAAAACUCAACCAUAUGAUUCGUAUGAAGAAUUUGAUUUUGAUGUACCUAUUGGUGAAAUCAAAAUCGAUGACAACAAAAUUGUGCCACCAAGUCGUGCUGAAAUGAAAAAUUCAAUGGAAGCUCUUAUCCAUCAUUUCAAAUUGUUCACCGAAGGUUAUCAGGUUCCAGCCGGAUCUACCUAUACUGCUAUCGAAGCUCCGAAAGGCGAAUUCGGAUUGUAUAUCGUCAGUGAUGGAACAUCUCGUCCAUAUCGAUGCAAAAUCAAAGCACCUGGAUUUGCUCAUCUUGCCGCUCUCGAUCAUAUCGGUAAAAAUCUUUUUCUUGCCGAUAUUGUCGCCAUUAUAGGUACACUGGACAUUGUGUUUGGUGAAGUUGAUAGAUAGACAAUUAAAAUUAUUUUGUGUUGUAUAAAGUGGGAUAUAUUAAAAAGCGAAUUUUGUUUAAUUA
This is a messenger RNA of Dermatophagoides pteronyssinus (European house dust mite), 2248 nucleotides long. RefSeq names its product NADH dehydrogenase (ubiquinone) 49 kDa subunit (gene ND-49). Gene Ontology annotation, biological process: mitochondrial electron transport, NADH to ubiquinone. Gene Ontology annotation, cellular component: respiratory chain complex I. Lineage: Eukaryota; Metazoa; Arthropoda; Arachnida; Sarcoptiformes; Pyroglyphidae. Gene Ontology annotation, molecular function: oxidoreductase activity, acting on NAD(P)H; quinone binding; NAD binding. The record is from RefSeq and is a predicted model, not a curated record.